This is a messenger RNA of Arachis ipaensis, 1533 nucleotides long. The record is from RefSeq and is a predicted model, not a curated record. Lineage: Eukaryota; Viridiplantae; Streptophyta; Magnoliopsida; Fabales; Fabaceae.
AUGAUUGCUGGAGGAUUUGCAGGAGGAGGAAUAACUAAGUCCUCUCGCAAAAGGCAUUUGAAGGAGGUCUAUCAGGUCGGGAAAAAUGAAGAGGUUUUCGACCUACCUACAAUAACCUUCACCAAAGAAGAUGUACGAGAAGUAAUCCCUGGUCAUGAUGAUCCAAUGGCGAUAACAAUGAUUCUAGCCAAUGCUAAUAUUCACAGGGCAUUGCUUGGUCUCGAAGGAGUUAAAAGGGUCAAGAAGUUUUUCUACCGCAUUCCAACAGCGGUGCUCCAUGACACCGUGAAGUUUGAUUGUUCCACAAUCGGCAGUAACGAGGACUUGCAGGUUAUGUUUCUUUGUCGUAGGCAGUUUCCCGAGGUAAGGACACCAGAGUUGUUGGCUAAGUUGGUUGAUGUGGUAUCUAGCUCGGGUGGUUCAAACCGGAAUGCGAAUACUAUAGCCGCAGUUGCCGGGUCGAGCUCGAGACCUGCUGUUGCUUCGUCCUCUGCUCCUGUGUAUGAGCCACCAAUGCAGCCUGUUGCGUCCCCUUCGUUUGCCGUAGAUCUGGGCGGGAAUGUUGGAGAUGAGGUUCGGCAUGGGGAACAUAUUCCCACCGAGGUACAUUGUCCCACACCGGCUGGUGUUGGUGAUGGUUUGUUUGAUGAUCCAGAUGACGAUGACGUGGAGCCGGAUAUGAUCGCUGAUGAAAGCGGCGAUGAUGUUGGAACUACUGUUCCGAGAAGGGCUACAGGUGGAUCUAGUUCUGGCACACAGCAGUAUCCACCCCAUUUUUCCUCGUUGGACCUGGAUGCCAUGCGGCAGGACGAAAAUGCUCUGCUGCCCUCAGGAUUUGGCGCUAGAGAUACCGAGGGGUCUGCCGGUGUGAACGAGUUUCAGGUUGGCCAACAAUUUCAGGAUAAAGAUGAGGCGCUGUUCAAUGUGAAGACGUACAGUAUCCGCCGAGGGGUCCAGUACAAGGUCGUUGAGUCUGACUAUCGGAGGUAUGUGGGAAAGUGUUCUGAGUUUGGGAAUGGGUGCACAUGGCUCAUUCGGAUGAGUCUCCGACAGCGGAAGGGUAUCUGGGAAGUGAAGCGAUACAAUGGUCCGCAUACAUGUCUCGCCAGCUCCAUCUCCAGCGACCAUAGGAGUUUGGACUACCAUGUGAUAUCCACCUUCAUUAUGCCGAUGGUUAGGGCUGAUGCAGCUGUGAACAUCAAGGUGCUUCAAAAUGCCACGGUCGCACAAUUUGGGUUCAGGCCAACGUACAGGAGGGUAUGGAUGGCGAAGCAGAAGGCCGUUGCCGUCAUAUAUGGGGACUGGGACGAGUCGUACAACGAGCUCCCUAGGUGGGUUUUAGGAGUUCAGCUGACGAUGCCUGGCACUGCAUUCCGUCAUUGCAAGCCUCUGGUGAGUAUUGAUGGGACCCAUCUAUAUGGGAAGUAUGGGGGAACACUGCUAGUCGCCAUUGCACAGGACGGAAACUCGAACAUCCUCCCCGUGGCAUUUGCACUAGUCAUACAUACAAUAACAAAGAUAACCAACCAAUAA